AUGUGCAUCAGGCUGCUUGCGGCGGCAGCCCUGCUGGGCUCUGUGAGCGCCGAUUCACCCGCCGACCCGCAAACGGCAGAGCCCCCUACGAAUAGCGAGGCGGCCGAGGAGGAAGGCAUCCGGGAGGACAUCACCGAAGAGAGGGCAACACUUUGGGAGAAGAUCGAAGGAUUCUUCGGGUCCAUGCCCAAAUAUGUUCACGUCAGCCUCAAGCGCGGGACCAACUACGGGUUGCAGGAGCACUUCUGCGUGGACAAGGAUCUGUGGAGUGAUGACACAGUGGUCUCCUGUGACUGCUGCAUGGACCACUUGAUCGGGGACCCGCUUUCUCAAUCGGCCCUCGUGUACAAAAGCUCCAAGGAGGAAGCUCCUGCUUUCGAGCGCUAUGAAGAUGGCAGCACUCGGCAGGUUGGCAUGGUCAAUGUGUGGAGCAUCGGAGGCCGCAUCCCGGCAGUGCUCUGUGAUCGUGGUCGCUUGGUUUGCCAUUGUGAGGACCCAGUUCGAGGCUGGGCGGAGUUUGAGCCUGCAUGCCGCCGUGGCCACCCCUGCCAGCCUCCGGAGGAAGUUCUGGAGGGUGUCAGCGUUGGCUAUGAGGCGCCUGUGGAGGAGGAGGACAGCAGUUCCAAUGCCUCCAUGCUCGAAGUGGUGGGCGUGGAGGGCGUGCAGGGCGUGCAGGGCGAGGCGCCGCCGUUGACGAGCUGCGCCAUCGGACGCAUUCCACUGGGCCUCGCUUUCUGCGAGGACUUCUCCGUGGAGCAAUGCGAGAAGACCUACUCACGGACGAAGCAGGGCAUCCACCACCUCUGCGCCGUCGACCCUAAGACCUUCAGACACUGCGGGGCCACGCUGAUGACCGAGGAGGAGGCUCGGAAGCGCACAGAGGAGGCCCGGUCCUGGGCCAUCCAGAACUCUUACUCGCCAGAGCUGGACUGGAAGGUCUUGACUGUCAACUUCACAACUCAUGUCAUCGAGGAUCCCUUACCUCCUGCGGACAUCUUCGAGGCCAAGGUCUUGGAGAGGAUGGAUGCGCAGGGAACACUCGAGAAGCUGAACGAGUGA
Molecule: messenger RNA, 1059 nt
Organism: Symbiodinium natans
Lineage: Eukaryota; Dinophyceae; Suessiales; Symbiodiniaceae
Source: the annotation of a GenBank genome assembly